Molecule: messenger RNA, 1193 nt
Organism: Elaeis guineensis (African oil palm)
Lineage: Eukaryota; Viridiplantae; Streptophyta; Magnoliopsida; Arecales; Arecaceae
Product: putative B3 domain-containing protein Os06g0632500
Molecular function (GO): DNA binding
Source: RefSeq, a predicted model, not a curated record
AUACGAAUAGGUCUUCUUUAUUUUUCUUAGGAAGAUCCUGCUUAUAAAUACGUCCUCUUCUUCCGAGUUUUCUUGUUCGCUUUUGAUACCGUGAUCGUAUCGACUCGGUCAUGGCCGCCGAGAGAAGCCAAGGUGCUCACGAGCCAGAGUUUUUCAAAGUGUUGUUGCAGUCGUCCUUCAAAACGUUGUUAAUUCCUCCAAAGUUCACCCAGCAUCUAGUGAAUGGCGAUCGUCAGAAGGCCACCAUAGUGAGCCCUCUCGGCAAGUUUUGGCAUGUCAAUCUCCAGCGAGAAGGGCACAAGAUGUUUUUUGGUAGCGGCUGGGAGGACUUUGUAAAAGCCCAUGGUUUAAGCGUGGGCCAUUUCUUGGUGUUUCGCUACCAAGGAAACAUGGUAUUCACCAUCAAGAUAUUCGAUAAGAGUGGAUGCCUUAAAGAGUAUGAUUCCAUUGCCUCCACGCAUGUGACCAAAAGAGAAGUUGACGUCGAUGUUGAAAUUCUUGAUGUUGCUCCAAAAGAUAUUGAACCUGUAAACUGGACAUCUUCCAGUAAGAAGGGGAGGUCUAAGAAGUCGGCAUCAACAAAUUCGCAUGGCCAACGAGAUAUCAGGAAGUCAUCAGGAAGCAAGAGGCCUAACAGUCGCAACAGAGUGCCAUAUUUUGAAAGGAUAGUUCGACGUUCUUCUUUUAUUUCCAUGCGCAUGAGUGUUCCUAGGGUGUUUUGUUUGUCGAAUGGUCUCACGACUCUGUACGAGAUCACCCUCAUCGAUCAAAAACAGAGACAGUGGCCUGUGCUAUUUCUCCCUGGUUCCCGGGGAGGUCACCUUGGGAGGGGGUGGAGGUUUUUCUCCAAGGCAAACAACUUGAAAGAAGGAGACACAUGCAUCUUCAAGCUUGUAUCCAAAAAAGUAAUGCGAGUCCGAAUAGUGAGACGUGGAAUCUUAGGAAGUAGUAAGUCGUAGUAUAAGAUUAAAGGCAAACAGCUUGUGUCAUCCAUUUUUUUCCAUUGUUUUACUCAUCAUGUAUUGUGAUGGUGAAUACUCUAUCUUUGUGGUUGAAUAUAUUUAGACUCUUGUAUGGAUUUUAUGAAUAUUCUUCUCUUUGUGCUGAUUCUGUGAACUUAUCUUCAGUAGUAAACUACCGAAUUUAUCUUUUAAUCUAAGAAAUACUCCCUUUUUCUUUUUUUUUUGGGUUGC